UCUCGCUUGACACUUUUCACCCCUGGCUGCUCACACCCGCCAUAGUCAACUUAGAACCCGGCUCGCAUUCUAUUCUAAAGUUCAGCCAUCGCCAUGUCUCACCUCGCACCAAUCCCAGAGCCGCAGACCGAGCUCGGACGAUACCGCGUCCUGUCCAGCAAUGCAGGCGUCAGAGUCUCUCCUCUUUGCCUUGGGGCAAUGUCACUGGGAAAGGCGUGGGGUGCUUUCAUGGGAGCUGUAGACGAGGAGGAGGCUUUCAAGAUACUGGACGCUUUCGUCGACGCCGGCGGGAAUUUCAUCGACACGGCAAACAAUUACCAGUACGAAGAGUCCGAAACCUAUAUUGGCAAUUGGUCAACGGCCAGGAAGAACCGCGACCUCCUCUUCAUAGCGACCAAGUACACCAAUGCAUUCCGAUCACACGCAUUAGGGCCCGGCCGCUCUGCUAUCUACGGUGGCAACAACAAAAAGUCCCUCUUCUUGUCUGUCGAGGCAUCCCUGCGCAAACUGCAGACGACGUACAUCGACCUGCUCUACGUUCACUGGUGGGAUUGGUCGACCUCCAUCGAGGAGCUCAUGGACUCACUCCACAUCCUGGUGGAGCAGGGCAAGGUCCUGUACCUCGGAGUUUCUGACACGCCCGCUUGGGUCGUCGCCGCGGCCAACACAUACGCAAGGGCGCAUGGCAAGACGCCCUUCUCGGUAUACCAGGGCCGAUGGAGCGUCCUAGACCGCGACUUUGAGCGCGACAUCCUCCCCAUGGCCCGCCACUUCGGCUUGGCCUUGUGCCCCUGGAACGUGAUGGGAGGAGGCAGGCUCAAGACCAGGAAGCAGAUCGAGGCGCGCCAGUCAUCCCAGGAGGGCGGCCGCUUCAAGGAGCAGGACGAGGCCGCCCGCAAGGUGAGCGAGGCGCUAGAGAAGGUGGCGGGCGAGCACGGCGUCGACAGCAUCCAGCAGAUCGCCCUGGCCUAUGUCCUCAGGAAGGCGCGGAAUGUGUUCCCGUUGGUUGGGUUCCGCAAGGUCGAGCACCUGCAGGACAGCAUCCAGGCACUGAGCAUCCGCUUGACCGAUGACCAGGUCAGCUACAUUGAGCGCCAGAAUCCGUUCGACAUCGGCUUUCCCCUGAACUUCGUCGGUGAUAACCCUAGGGAGACUGGUGGCUACAACGCCUUGGCGGAGUCCCUGCUCGCCGCCAAGUUUACUUUCGAAAGGCCACCCAAGCCAGCUGGUUAUGAGUAAUUUAAGCUUGGGUCCAGACCCAACCAGAAUCCAUAUUCCCUUGAAAAAGUCCACCUUGGUAGUGACCUAGAGUUCCGCUUGAUGUACAUGUGUAAACUUCAUUCUGUGGAAUACACUUGUAAAUGAACGCUCUGGAAACCAAAA
Diaporthe batatas is the source of this 1383-nucleotide messenger RNA. RefSeq lists its product as uncharacterized. NCBI's taxonomy places the organism in Eukaryota, Fungi, Ascomycota, Sordariomycetes, Diaporthales, Diaporthaceae. Bases 94 to 1239 code for a protein of 381 amino acids. The transcript has a single exon. The record is from RefSeq and is a predicted model, not a curated record.